AUGUUCGUGAAUAGAGUUAGUUUGUCAGAUCGUAUUUGUGGCUCCUUAUUCGGAUUAUUAUUAUGUGACUUCCUGGGAGCUGCUGUAGAAUGUCAGUCUCCUGGGUCAUUUGAUCCAGUGAAAACGUUACGAGGAGGUGGUAAAUUUCAGUUAAAGCCUGGUCAAUUUACUGAUGAUGGCUCAAUGGCGUUAUGUUUAGCUGUCGCUUUAUUAGGUAGUGAAACCGAUAAUCCAGUUAUUCAUCCGUCAGUUGUACAAAUGAAUUUAUAUCGACGUUGGUAUGAAUCUGGUUAUUUAUCAUCAACUGGAGAAUGUUUUGAUAUAGGUAUAACUGUGCGCACUGCCCUAAGCAGAUUUAUUUCUCAUUGUGAUCAAGCUGAAGGUUAUCAAUUAAGUAGCGUUGAUGCUUACUAUGGAAGUGCAAGCAGCAAUGCGUCAGGUAAUGGUUCAUUAAUGCGAUUAGCGCCUGUUCCCCUACUUUAUUAUCAUGAUCCUCUUAACGCUAUGAACGAAGCAAUAAAUUCAUCGAAGACUACGCAUUCUUCGCAACUAUGUCUAGAUAGUUGUAGAGUAUACACGGCUUUAAUUAUUGGCGCUUUACAAGAAGCUACUAAAGAUGAACUAUUGAAUAGUGAUGAACUAUAUGUUCCAGUUGGUUUACCGCAUGAUUACUGGACGACAAAAGCAACCUCACCACUUGAACCAUCUGUUGUAGCAGUAAUGACUGGUUCAUACAAACAUCGUAAUCCGCCUGAGAUCAGAGCUUCAGGCUUUGUUGUCGAAACAAUGGAAGCAGCGUUAUGGGCAUUUUAUCACACAAAUUCGUUUGCAGAAGGCGCACUGAAGGCAGUAAAUUUAGGCGAUGAUGCUGAUACAGUUGGAGCAGUUUAUGGCAUGUUGGCAGGAGCUUAUUAUGGAAUUAAUACUAUACCCACAGAAUGGAGAGAUAAAUGUAGUUUUCAAGGCCUCGUACAAACAAUAGCAGAUGAAAUAUCAAUACAAUCACAGCAGCUAACGACGACUAGUGAAAAUAAAACAGCGUCACCGAAUCAACCAUCACUCGUAUAUAGAAGAGUGGUGCAAGUGUACAAUGAACUGGCUGCAUUUUAUUCAGGAACGAUUAAACGUCGCGUAUUGCCGUGUCCUAAGCAAUAUAAAUCUAUACAACAGUUUGAUCAAGACAUUACACAAUUUCACUCAAUUUAUGACAAUAUUCUGAAGUCAAUUAAAUGGUUGGAAGAAGCUACUACCAAUGAUGAGAAACAACUGGUUUUAAGUCGUUCUGAUUCAAUUUUAAAACAAUUUUUAAGCCUAAUUGAGGAAGAUAAGCAUUUAUUAACUAUAAAGUGGUCACGAAGCUCGAGCCAUUUUCAAGUGCACCAGCAUCUUGCCGCCACUACUUGCUCAUAA
Molecule: messenger RNA, 1410 nt
Organism: Rotaria sp. Silwood2
Lineage: Eukaryota; Metazoa; Rotifera; Eurotatoria; Philodinida; Philodinidae
Source: the annotation of a GenBank genome assembly